Morone saxatilis (striped sea-bass) is the source of this 6936-nucleotide messenger RNA. It is a transcript of the gene shroom4, whose product is annotated as shroom family member 4. Lineage: Eukaryota; Metazoa; Chordata; Actinopteri; Moronidae. The record is from RefSeq and is a predicted model, not a curated record. Gene Ontology annotation, molecular function: actin filament binding. Gene Ontology annotation, cellular component: adherens junction; apical plasma membrane; cortical actin cytoskeleton. Gene Ontology annotation, biological process: actin filament organization.
CCUUCAACCCCUCCAUCCAUCCACUCGUUGUUGUUGUUAAGAGCGGGUGAUGGAGAAGCCGAGGGGCCGCUGCCGGCACCGCUAAGUUAAAGCGAACGAGAGAAAAGGUGAAGACAAAUAAAAUUUAACAAAAUAAAAUAAAAAUAAAAAAACCCCGACGGAUAAAAACGGCACCGGAAGGAACGGAGGAAUAGAAUGGAGACGGUUGAGCAGCUCGUGUCGUUCCACCACAUUCAGGUCCAGUUGAGCGGGGGCGCGCCUUGGGGGUUCACGUUGAAAGGCGGGCUCGAGCACGGCGAGCCGCUCAUCAUCACCAAAAUCGAGGACGGAGGGAAGGCCGCCCUGUGCGAGAAGCUGAAGGUCGGCGACGAGCUCAUUAACAUAAACGGGUCCGCCCUCUACGGCAGCAGACAGGAAGCCCUCAUCCUCAUCAAGGGGUCGUACAGGAUACUGAAGCUCACAGUCCGGAGGCGCAGCGUUCCUCUCAUCAGGCCUCACUCCUGGCACCUGGCAAAGCUAUCGGAGCAACCCCUCCCUCCCCCUCCCCCUCCUUGACUUGCCCUUGCAGUGGGGCCAGCUCUCCAGACCUUACUCCUCCACUGACCGAAGUAGUUCCCUCGGCUCCAUGGAGAGCUUGGACACACCAACACCCACCACACAGCCGUACUCCGACUCCCAUAAUUCACCUGUGGACCCCACCCUCUUCAACAACAAGAGAGACUCAGCCUACAGCUCAUUCUCCGCCAGCUCAAACACAUCCGACUACGCGGCGGUGCCACUAAGGCCCGGUGAAGCCUGCUCCAUGGAUAACCUCCUCCAGAGCCUGGGGCCGGGUUGUCGAAGCUACCCUGUUGGUGACACCUCAACCCUUGGGAGUUCAUCUGGCGAUACCCCGGAUGAGGCACAGCUUAUUGUACACAAGUCCAGGUCGCUGACCAGGCCAAGACCAAGGCCUGUUGAGGUAAAAGAAAGGCCUUCCUCCUGCUGUUAUGAUGAGGAGCGGAGGGGAGGAGACUUUGAGAUCAUAAGGAAUGGAGAAAGAGGAGCUGAGAGAAAGAUGAACCCUCCUCAGCCUCCAACCAGGAAGGAUAGUUUUAGGGCAACCCGGAGUCGCCCGAAUAUCGUAAACAAACGUUGUGCUUCUGCCCCUAUUGAAAUUUCCAGUGCUUCUUGUUACUAUGACGAAAAUAAGUCCUCUCUGAAUGUUGAAUCAGGAAUCCAUAAUGGCUUCCCUGCAGAGGAAGACAGUGACAAAACUGGGAAUUUCAAAGAGGAUACUUUAGACUCGCAUUAUAUCCAAAGACAGACUAAAGACAUUAGACAUAUCAAAUGUGAUACUAGUGCUAAUAAAGACAAUUCAGAGUCCACCUCAGAUCACCUCCCUGACCCAGUGACUGCCCCCCUUGUCCCCAUCACUUCCUCUUCUCCUGACUCCUUACCUGCAGAAACCUCCAUAGAGGUUCAAGGGCAGUCUCAUACAAUGCAAUCCCAGACCAAGCACUCCUCUACGGGGUUGCACCGGCACAGUGCCCCCGAGAAGCUUCUUGCUACACAGCUUCAGUUAUUGCAGUUUGACAGUGAAAGCUCUUCUUUGGAGCCUUACAAUCCGUCGAAUCCUCCAGAUCGCUCAUUGUCCCCUUGUAGCAGCCAGUGGUCCCAUUCAUCACUCCCCCCGAGGGGAGAAGACCAAGAAGCUUCUCACAACCACCUCCACGCCCCAUCAAACAAAUGGGAGGGCAGCCGUUGCUCAACCCCAGGAUCUGUGUUCUUGGAAGGGGAUGAUGAUGACGGAGGUUCAAGUGAGAGGCUAGAAGGGACGGGUGUUAAUGGUGGGUGCCUCCCCCCAGCUGAGCAUCACCACCCUUGGGGCCGCUCUGUGAGCGUACCAGGGGACCCCACUGGAUCGUCAGCCCAGGGAAGGUUGAGCUCUGAUCAGAUGCUAGAGAGAGAUUUUGAGCCUCUUAGUGCUGCUGCCAGUGUGGAUACCUUACUGGAGGAGCAGAGAGUAGUGGACAAAGGAAGACAUGGAGGUAAAAAACAGAAUGUAGAAGGAGAGACAAACAUGAAGAAGUCAAACUCGUCCAGGAACCAUUAUCGGAACCGCCGUCGUAACGAGCGAUUUGCUACCAACCUCCGCAAUGAGAUCCAGAGAAAAAAGGCCCAGCUUCAGAGUAGCCGUGGCCCAGGGGGGUUGCUCUGUAGUGGGGAAACUGUCCAGGAGGAAGAGGGUCCAGACUUCAAUGAGGAGGGGCCAGAUCAAGACCUGCCUGCCCAGGAAAGGAGUACCAAAGUUGCAUUUGCCUCACCUGCUAAUCCCCAAGAUGCAAGCACCACAGCACCAGUCGAGAAAUCAAACACCUCAAGUGAAUCAAACCAUGAUGUCUCACAGAUUCAGCCUCAGUCGACAACUUACGCUGAAAACAACAACUUAUCCAGGUCUGUCCAGAUUCUGGAUCCAGGGUUGCCCAGUUUUGGUGUUGGCAUUCGAGUUGUGGAGGAACCAGCUCCUGCUGGCAAAGCACGUCGCUGGCGUUGGACUCCCGAGCAUAAACUGCAACCAGAACCCGAACCAGAACCACGGUGUGGAGUCAAGGGUGAGAGGGUGUUUGGAGUCACAGGGUCACGGCACGGGGUUUGUGCCUUCACCUCCUCAUCUACUUCCUCAUAUCGCUCGUCUUCCUGUUCUCGGAUGGAUGAGUCAGAAAUCCUUCCAUUUGCAGAUAGAAUGAAGUUUUUUGAGGAGACGAGCAAGGGUAUAAAUGUCUCAAAUAUGUCCAGUCGCAGGCAGAAGAAACCCCCCCACCAUCCAGAGCUCCAGGGAGGGGAGCUCAGUCAACACCCAAACCAAAGGAGAUACUCCUACCAGGGGGGACUACAGCAGGAAAGUGCCCUGCUUACAAACACUAUGGAAGCUAGGAGGCUGUCUGUGAGUACCAGCAGGGAAAGACAGAAAGAGAAGGAGAGGGAACAAGCGAGAGAAAGGGAGGAGAAGGCAAGGGAGAGGCAAGAGAGGUUGAAAGAAAGGGAGAGGCAGCAGCAGGAGAAGGAAAGACAGGAGAGGGAAUUAGAAAUGGAGAGGGCAAGGCAGAGGGAGAUUCAGCGGGAGAGGGAACGAGAGGAGAGGAUGAGACAGUGGGAGAGGGAACGGGAGAGGGAGCUUGAGUUGGCGAGAGAAAAAGAGAUGGAGAGGGCCAGAGAGAAGGAACGACUCAAAAAAGAAAGAGAAAAAGAGCUUGAGAGAGAAAGAGAGAAGGAAAGGGAAGAAGAUGCUCAGCUCUCAUCACAUCAGGAGUUUUAUGGCGGUCCUGGCAUCAAAGAAAACUUCCACAACCAGCCUAAACCUCAGGCGUUCUCCCAUAGCCAAACCCAGAAUCAAGCCCCCCGAUCAGCUUUUUAUCCAGUCAGUACCUCCUCACAGCCCCUGGACAACCGACAACCUCUUCACCAGGGAUACACAGCGAGGAGCUACACACCUACAGAGACGUAUCCUGCCCAGCAACAGGAAACGACCAAGCUGAACAGGAAGUACAGCCUGACUGAGAGGGACUACUCGAGCUGGAGACGUGAGUCCAGACCCCCAGAGAGCAUUAAUCAGUAUCAUCAGCAGCCCCACCCGGGUCGAUGGGGCCCCCGACAGACCGACGAAGGCCGCAACGGAUACGCGUACGCUCCCCCGCCGGCUCCUCUCUCCCUCCGAGGCCGAGCCAUGUCUGAAAACGACCUCCGCUUCGACAGCAGCCACCGCUGGUCGCCGUCGAUGUACACCAGCCAGACCCUGAGCGAGGUGGAGGAAGGAGGACGAGACGCCGCCAGCACUGCCCGGUCAAACAGGAAGAAGACGCCGCCUCCCCCGAGACCGCCUCCCCCGAAGUGGGAGCAGUUCCACCGCAGACGAGCGUCCAACCACGCCCUGUUCUUCUCCUCUUCUUCUACAACUCCUCACUCCAUCCCUCCCUCCUUCGACACCCCAGAGGGCCACUAUUCGACUCGGCCCUCCUCCUCGUACAUCCCUCCGCACGAGACGUCCAGACAGAGGUCCUACAGUCUCCCUCCAGAGAGGCAGGAAGUGUCAGAGGGCUGCCCGCGCUGCAGCUGCGGCCAAACCCAGGAGCACUCAUUUCCCCACGCCUCGUCCAAUCAGAAUCAAGCCCACGUGCAGGAACACCCCUUCUCCCACCACGCUCCGUCCAAUCACAAUCAGGUGGAAUUUCAGGACCGGGCCUUCGCUGUUGCUCCGCCCAGUCCGAUGUUCUCCAGGAGGGGCUUCAGACCGGUGGCUCCGCCCCAGAGAGAGCGGGACCCGAGGAGCGCGUACGGCGAACAUCAGGAGAGGGUGGAGGUUUUAACGGCUCUACCGCCGCCGCCUCCGCCACCGCCAACGGACAGCAGCGUGAGCAGACAGAGAAACAGUGAAACCUCACAAACAGCAGAGACCAGGAGCCGAGUGGGAGAGGGCCCCGUCUCCCAGGGUUCAUAGCGACUCCACGCUUCCACCCGUCGUAGAAAACGGUGGCGUUUUACCUCCCGAAUCCUACUUCGCCAUCGACUACGAGCAGCAGCAGCAGCUCCGUAUGAACACAGGCUUUCAGAGCAUCGAUCCGCAGAAGAUCCCCGAACCGGGGACCGAAUCAGAGACGACCCUCAGCCCGAGUCCCGUGCACAGCCUGGAUACGGACCUGGACGUCCCCAUGGAAACGGACAUCGACGAUUUCCAGGAGGACGAGGGGCUUCCAGUGGAGGACGAGCCGAUCACCAGCGAGCUCCCGUGCUUCGCGCUGCCGGUGACCGUUCUGGAGACGGACAUCGACACCAUGCCGGACUCCGAGGCCUCGCCGUCGGGCCGGACGAGGGCGGAGAGCGGCUCGCUGGAGGAGGAGCUGGAGGCCGGGGAGGAGAGCGGCAGCAGCGGCAGGGAGAGGCUGAGCCUGGAGGAGUUCUUCCCCCAGAGCAGUGAGGGAGAGUCGGGCACGGAGAGCUGGAGAGGGGCCUACCAAACCACGGAGCACAACACCGACAGCUUGGAUAGGCGGUCCGGCGCGAGCUCCAGCUGUUCGUCCUAUUACAGCACGUCGGCGGCCAAAGCUCAGCUCCUGUCGCAGAUGAAGGACUUCACUGAUAACAGAGAGCGGCACGAGGACGACGAGCUGACCUACAAGAAACAGCUGAUGGAGAGCCUCCGCAAGAAGCUGGGAGUGCUGAGGGAAGCUCAGAGGGGACUGCAGGACGACAUCAGAGCCAACGCACAGCUGGGAGAGGAGGUGGAGAACAUGGUGGUGGCGGUGUGUAAGCCCAACGAGAUGGACAAGUUCCGCAUGUUCAUCGGCGAUCUGGACAAGGUGGUCAGCCUGCUGCUGUCGCUGUCCGGGCGUCUGCUGCGAGUGGAGACCACGCUGGACACACUGGACCCCGAGACGGAGCACCAUGAGAGGCUCCCCCUGCUGGAGAAGAAGCGUCAGCUCAUGAGGCAGCUGUCUGAGGCUCAGGACCUGAAGGACCACGUCGACCGCAGAGAGCAGGCCGUCAGCCGGGUGCUGGCCCGCUGCCUCUCCCCCGAGCAGCACCGAGACUACAGCCACUUUGUGAAGAUGAAGGCCGCCCUGCUGGUGGAGCAGAGGCAGCUGGAGGACAAGAUCCGGCUGGGAGAGGAGCAGCUGAGGGGGCUGAGGGAGAGCCUGGGGCUGGGGCUGGGAAUUGGGAUGGGAAUGUCAAUGGGAUACGGACAUUACUGAAAGAAAAGCAGCCUAAAGAGAUGAAGAGGCGGUGGGGGGGGGGCUACUUAAAGGAAUAGUUUGACAUUUUGGGAAUAUAUUAGAUGAAAAGAUACCACUGUCAUGUCUGUACACUGUCCAAAAGUAACACAAAUCUCUAAAACUCACUGUUUUAACAUCUCAUUUGACUUCCUGGAGUCUUUAUGCUAAGCUAAGCUAACCGCCUUCCUGGGCAUAGCUUCAUAUUUAGUGUUCCAAGAUGUCAAACUAUUCCCGUUAUAGCACGUAGAUCCAGAGGUUCCAGGACCAAAAAACACCAUGAAUGUUUUUGAGUCGACUCCAAACACACGAUGAAGGCCGAGACCAAAACAGGACGAGUCCAAGGUGGAGGUCCAAAGAAAAGACUGGACUUUGGUGCUACAGAAGUUUGAGCGUGGACUCACAGAAAUCAGAUAAAUCCUCCAAACACUAAAACCAGAAACCAUCCUGACAACAGAACCGUGUUCAGAGAUCAAAGACGAUAAAAGGACAUUACAGGAGGAAUUUUCUCCCGAAUUUCAUCCAAGUAAAAGAAAGUGGGGGAGGAAAAGGAUUCAAACUGAGGUUGUCACUUCACUAAGAAUGUAAAAUAAAGCCUGAUAAUAACCACAUUUUUACUCUCUGUGGCCACAGUAAGGUCAAAAAUUAUACCUUCCCGCUUCACAUUGUGUGCCUGAAACAUGUACUGUAAAACUAAUGACACUUAUUCUAACCACACUACGUUGCCAAAGACAUUUUGUCACUGAGACGCUGCUUUAUUUUGUUUGUUGUGUGUUUUCUUUUUGUAUUUAAAUCUCCUGGUUCAGAGAAUCGAAGGAGACACUAAGAAACUGUGUUUUCCGUUAACAACACUAAAGUCCACGUUGUGAGACGCAGCCGUAUUAACUGCCACUGUGGGAAGUUAGCUAAUUUCUCCCUUUUUUUUUGUAUUAUCUUUGUUGCUGGCUGACACAACCCGCGUUCAGCAGUUACAUAUACUGUAUUAUCGAUCAUAAUAUCAGCAUAUCACAUCACUUUAUUACUGUAAUGUGUUACCGCGUGCGAGUUUGAGACUCCACCGACUCGUUAUACUGUCACAUAUUAACUGUUAUGUACAGAAGACACUUGUGUUUAUAAUGUAUACGAUGUGUAUAUAGUGAUUGUGCUUUGUGAAAUGACUGGAAUCGGUUGUAAAAACAGAAAAAGAGGA